Molecule: messenger RNA, 2185 nt
Organism: Salmo salar (Atlantic salmon)
Lineage: Eukaryota; Metazoa; Chordata; Actinopteri; Salmoniformes; Salmonidae
Source: RefSeq, a predicted model, not a curated record
CUAAAGAAGAAGAAGUGACGUCAUUGUUAUGCGACCAGUGAAGAAAUGGCGAGCAGCAAAAAUAGUGUACUUCUCUCUUCUUUGGCGGAGUAUGGAGACGACUCUGAGCCAGAUUCCAACCCAGAAACCGAAGAAACAGAGAUCCAUGGAGUAGGUCUGGUGUCGGCUGCCUAUGGAGAGGACGACAUUGGUCGGUUUGAGGAUGGCGACGACAAGGCAUCUGGAGACGAGGACAGUGGGGAGAGCUCCCGUAACUCCGUCGGUUCUCUUUCUCUUUCCAACUUAGUCAGUCUUUUUCACACAGCACCCUGCCAGAGGUAUUUCUCAGUGUGUUUUGGGUCACUCAGGGAUGUUAACCCUUUGCAUUCUUGUCUUUGUAGGAAAUGGAGUCUGACGAGGGGGGGAGACACCGAUGAUUAUAAGGAGAUCCCAGAGGCAGAGAGGAGAGACCCCAAUGAGCUGGUCGCUCUGUUCUCAGAGAAAGUGAGGAACAUGUCACCUGACAAGAUCCGGAUCCCCCCUGAACCACCAGGACGCUGUUCCAGUCACCUACAGGUGAAGAUCCAGAAGCUGUAUGAGAAGAAUCUACAUGGAGACUUUGACACAAACAACCACAUUCAGAGGAAAAAAGAGUUCAGGAAUCCCAGUAUCUAUGAGAAACUCAUCCAGUUCUGUGGCAUAGAUGAACUGGGAACCAACUACCCUAAAGACAUGUUUGAUCCUCACGGCUGGUCAGAGGACUCUUACUAUGAGGCACUGGCCAAAGCUCAGAAAGUAGAGAUGGAUAAACUGGAGAAAGCCAAGAAGGACAGGACGAAGGUGAGGACCACAGGCGUUUUAGUUGACUUGAAGAGGCCACCCGAGAUUGAGUUUGUGACGGCCACUAAGAAGGGCAGCAACCCCACCAACGCAGCAGUUCCCACAACCAAUACUGCUGCUAGUACAGUUACAGAAGCUCAGAAGAGGAAAAGUAAGUGGGACUCUGCGGUGCCCGUGACCCUGGCCCAGCCCGCCCUGCUCACUACCACGGCAACCCUGCCAGCGGUUGUCUCCGUGACGACCACCGCCAGCGGAACCAAGACCACCGUAAUCUCUGCCGUAGGCACCAUCCUGAAGAAAGCCAAGUAGUGAACAGGGAGGAAGUGUGUGUUUUGGAUGGAUGAGAGGAUGGAUGAGAACGUGUGUAAGCGAGAGAAGUGUGUUGGUGUGUAUGGUCCUGUAUGACUGUAUUGCUAUGAGAGAGAAUGUCUUCCGACAAUAUGGAAUAUUUCUAUAUUCAUCUAGCCAUACAAGACUUCUGCAUCUCUCCUUCUGUCUCUGGGAUGUUGGAUCUACAGCAUAUGGUGAAAGGACUCCAUCCUGUCUCUGGGAUGUUUGAUCUAUAUCAUAUGGUCAAAGGACUCCAUCCUGUCUCUGGGAUGUUUGAUCUAUAUCAUAUGGUCAAAGGACUCCAUCCUGUCUCUGGGAUGUUUGAUCUAUAUCAUAUGGUGAAAGGACUCCAUCCUGUCUCUGGGAUGUUUGAUCUAUAUCAUAUGGUCAAAGGACUCCAUCCUGUCUCUGGGAUGUUUGAUCUAUAUCAUAUGGUCAAAGGACUCCAUCCUGACUUGAGAUUUAAUAAGACUCUUUGUCUGUACAUUUUUAUUUAUAUCAAUGUGAGAUUCCUCUUUCAUCCAGCUCACCAGUCAGCACCCUGUUGAAGUUAUGCAUUGAUCUGUUUGUGUUUCUGUCAGCUAGAAACUGGGUUUAGAUGUUAGCUAAAGACUGUCCAUUGGGAAAACCAUCCUACCUAGGAAGUAACCUAGUUAUGGCAUAAGUUAGUCUCAUGUCUGAAACUUGAAGUUAGUCUCUCUUCCAUCCUCCAGUAAAGUGGUUUCUUACACUAUCUACCCACCUGUUAUGGUAAAGUAUAUAUUUGUAUUAUUUUUGGCCUCUACAAAAUUUCUGUUCUACCCACAGUGUAUAUAUGGGCUGUGUUUUGACCAUGUACUGGAAUGUGGUCUAGUGAAGAUGAAAGGGGAAUACUCAGACUAUGGAUAUUUGCAUCAACGUUCCUUGCCUCAUUUAAUUUUAUUUUAAAUGGCCUAUUCAAAGAGCUUAGGGGGAAUCAUUUUUACAAAUGUACAUAUAUAUCGCUGAUGAUGAUGGUGGUAUGGUCAAUAAAAUAAACGUCAUACUGCCUUUUCAA